GAAUUUAGUGAACGCUUCUCUUGGCAGCGAUUCAACGACUAUUUUUUAGCAGUGGUUUAGUGUUUCGACGGUCGUCGACGUGGCCUGAGAAAUGUGAUGUGGUGCGCAGGAAUCGUCUGAUUCAAUAUAUACGCAUUGAAAUGGCUUGAGCCACGUGUCUCCAGUCUGAUAUCGAGUAUGGCGGAGAUAGAGCGCUUGAAGCGUUCGAGGAACGCCGCCCGAGGGUGGCUGAAUCGUGCAGGCGAGUCCCUGAGCGCCGCGCUGACAAGCAAAGAUGCAAAGCAAAGUGACGCACAGACAAGCAAAGAUGUGGAUCUUUUUGAACUGGAAACCAUGCUUGCUCUCUUUGAUAGGAGGAUGUGUAACUUUGAAGCCGCGCAGGCGGCUCUUGAGUCGGAACAAUCUGAGGAGGACACCCUGUCCGACCAGUCUUCAGGGUCGUUGGACCAGUUGAUCAUGUUGAGAGCGAGGGCCAUGAAACUGCUGGCAGUCCACCAAGCAGCACCAGCUUCUGGUGCUGGGAUCCGAGGUGAGACCCCCAAGCUACCGAGGUUGGACCUGCCCCGUUUCUCUGGAAAACCCCAAGAUUGGCCUGCAUUUUGGGAGGCGUUUUGUGUCGCAGUACAUGAUUCGAAGUUAGCAGAUGUCACAAAGCUCACCUAUCUGAGAACGUUGCUGGAUGGUGAGGCGAAGAGAUGCGUGGAGGGGCUCGCAUUGAGUAGCGAGAGUUACAAGAUAACAUGUGAUCUUCUGCAAGAGCGGUUUGGACGCAAGGAUUUAAUAAUAUUUUCUCAUGUGCAAGCUCUCCUCAACCUUGAUCCUAUUCCUUUGGACAAGCUCCGUGACCUAGUAGAUAUCCUCCUCAUCCACAUCAGAAGCCUGGAAGCCCUCGGCAUUACAGGAGAGUCCUAUGGUGUCCUUCUAAAUCCUAUCAUCCUUUCCCGACUACCCAAUGCUGUCCGCCUGGAGUGGGCCCGUGAAGCCGAGGAGAAGGAGGCUGAUCUUGAUCAUCUCAUCGGGUUCCUGACGAGGGAGGUGGAGCGGCGAGGUCGCUCUGGUGUCUACGUGGGACUGGCUGGUGCUGGAGCAUCAUCUUCAUCUUCACGAGCCAGUGGUGCCGGCGCUUCUUCACGGGCUGGUGGUGCCGGAGUCUCCGCUCGGGCUGGCAGUGCCGGCGGUUCUUCAUCUUCGAGAGGUGGGGGCAGCCACCCUGCUGUCACUAGCCGGCGCCCGUCUGUGUACAUGGAGGCGCGGGGCACCGGCCCUGGUCUACCCUCCGGGGCAGCUCUGCACUCAUCUGAGCUUAAGUGCUCUUUCUGCGGUAAGGGACAUGUCUCUGAGAGAUGUAGAGUGUUCCAGCGUCUGAAUCUCCGUCAGAGAUUUCAGAAGCUUCGUGAGUUGUACGCAUGCUUCUCAUGCCUUGAGGUGGGCCAUCGGGCCACUGAUUGUGGUAGGAUGUGUGAUCGUUGUGGAGGUAACCAUCACCCAUUGUUGUGCAUGGGUAAGAGUGUCGGAGUGCCAUCCCGUGUAGAGGUAGGUGGUGUGGAGAGGGAGCAGACAGCUGCUCUGCCUCAGUCUGACUCUAGUCAGACUCAGAGUCUCAGUGUGGUGGCUGAUGCAGCCCCGGAGGGAGGGCCCCAGGGGGGUGGAGGUGCGUCACUGUCAUGUGAUGGAGAUAAGAAGUGUUCUGUGCUCCCUGUAGCAAGGGUGCUGGUGCAGGGUCACGGGGGGAGUCUUGUUGAGGCCAACCUUCUGUUGGAUUCUGGCUCAGACACUACUUACGUGAGCAGUGCGCUUGUGCGCAAGGUGCAGCCGCGUUGGUGUGGCUCCACGGAGGUGGGGUAUGCAGUGUUCGGAGGAGGAAAGGUUCCCAGAGCCACCCGUGACGUGUAUGAGCUGAGUGUGAGUGGUUCACAUGGUUCUGUAUCUGCCCCUCAGAACCUCAGAGCUGUGGCGGUUCCAGCCAUAUGUGCCCCCCUCGCGCGUCCACUUCUGCCGGCCUCUGUUCUGGAUCAGCUUGAUGGUGUAGUCCUGGCUGACCCGCUAGAGAGUGAGAGUCUGCACAUCGACAUUCUGGUCGGUGUUGAUCAGUUCUGGCAACUGGUAAGUGGGGAGACGCGAGUACUGCGAGAGGGUAUGGUGGCUCAGAGAACUGUGUUCGGCUGGGUGCUGAGCGGUCAGGUGAGUGGCGUAGAUGACCACAAGGGUGGAUGUCAGCUCCUGUGUCUGGGUGACAUACAUGAGUCGGCGCUGCGCCGUCUGUGGUCACUGGAGGGAGUAGGUGUGACGGAUGUGACCACUGGUGAUGAGUCUGAUGUGAUGACCACGUUCGAGUCCACUGUGGAACGAUCAGCUGAUGGUCGUUAUGUGGUGAAACUGCCAUGGAAGGAGGGUGCAGUUGACCUGUUGCAGGAUAACCGAGCUAGUGCUGAGAAGCGGCUGACUGGUCUGGGACGUAAGCUGGAGCGGGACCCUGACCUGCGUGCCUGUUAUGAUGGUGCCCUGUGUGAGAUGGAGGGGGCUGGGGUGAUUACAGAGGUGCCUGUGGAGGAGCUGGUAACCCAGAACCCUACAUUUUACCUGCCCCACCGUCCGGUAGUCAAGGAGAGCAGCACCUCUACUAAAGUCCGCCCAGUGUUCGAUGCGUCCGCUCGUGGGCCUAAUGGUGUCUCUUUGAACGAUUGCUUGGAGGUGGGACCCUGCCUCCUGCCUAACCUGCUGGAGGUUCUCCUGCGUUUCAGGCGUUGGCCGUUCGCAGUGACCGCUGACAUCACGAAAGCCUUUCUGCAGGUCGGUCUGAGUGUCGAGGAUCAAGACACCCACCGUUUCCUGUGGGACUGUGACGGUCGUGUGCGUGUGAUGAAGUCACAGAGGGUCAUUUUUGGUGUCAGUAGUUCUCCCUUCCUCCUAAGUGCUACGAUUAGACAUCAUUUGUCUCUGUACCCUGAUUCUCCUGCCAUUCGUGAGAUGCGUGAGAAUUUCUAUGUGGAUGACCUGUUGUCGGGUGCCGACAGCGAAAGUGAGGCCUCCGCGCUGCUCUCAGAGGCUCAGCGUGUGAUGAGAGAUGCCCACAUGAUGUUGACCAAGUGUCGCUCUAACAGCCCCCUGUUGUUCGACAAGGCGCAGGGUGUGUUUGGUGAGAGUGAGCAUGUGAAGGUGCUCGGUGUGAUCUGGAACCCGACUGAUGACCUGUUCGCAUUCCAGGGCGUGUCACUGCCUGACGACAUUGUUCCCACAAAACGUGUCGUUCUCAGCUUUGUCGCACGCAUGUUCGAUCCCCUUGGAUUCAUCAGCCCGUUUGUGAUGACUCUGAAAUCUCUCUUCCAAGAGCUGUGGCAGCUGGGGUUGCACUGGGAUGACCCGCUGCCGGAGUCCUGUCGUGAGACGUUCGCCAGAUGGCUGAGUGGACUGGCGGUGCUGAAGGAGCUGCGUGUGCCGCGCCGCUACUCGCCGAGCGCGUGGAGGGACGGCCACGGCGCUGAGCUUCUGGCAUUCAGCGAUGCAUCGCCCAAAGGGUAUGGAGCUACCGUUUACAUCCGUGUCCCUUUGGAGGAUGGGUCAUUUCAUGUGUCGCUGGUGAUGGCAAAGAGCCGUGUGGCGCCUGUUAAGAAGCUUAGUCUUCCUAGGCUAGAGCUUCUUGGCUGCCUGAUCGCGGCCCGCCUGGUCGUGUUCGUGAGGAGUGCGCUCCGUCUCUCGCACAGUACUCCGUGCCUCUGUUGGACUGAUUCAAUGGUAGCACUGGGUUGGAUCAGGGCCGAUCCACGUAAGUGGAAGGAGUUUGUGGCCAACAGAGUGACUGAAAUUCAGAGUCUGACGGAUCCUGAACGGUGGCAGCACUGUCCGGGGGAGUGUAACCCGGCUGACCUCACCACACGCGGGGUGUCUGCUGAGGAGCUUGUGAGGUCAGAGCUGUGGCUCAGUGGGCCAUCUUGGCUGUCACACUGUCACACACCUGACGUGAACCAGUCUGUCUUGGUGCAGCACGAUUUGUCCGGCGUCUCUGUGAGUUCUCCCGGAGGUGACGUGUGCCCCCGUGCAGGUGACGUGUGCCCCCGUGGAGGUGACGUGUGUUCCCCUGGUGGUGAUGUGAGCACGCCUGUGUGCUCACCAGGCGGUACCGUGCGCACGCCUGUGUGCUCGCCUGGCUGUGCUGUGUGCACGCCUGUGUGCUCGCCUGGUGGUGCUGUGUGCUCGUCCGGCGGUGCGGCGUGCUCGCCUGGCGGGGCUGUGCGCACUCCCGGCGCAGCCGUGUGCUCGCCUGGCGGUGCUGUGUGCUCGCCUGGCGGUGCUGUGUGCUCGUCCGGCGGUGCGGCGUGCUCGCCUGGCUGUGCUGUGUGCACGCCUGUGUGCUCGCCUGGUGGUGCUGUGUGCUCGUCCGGCGGUGCGGCGUGCUCGCCUGGCGGGGCUGUGCGCACUCCCGGCGCAGCCGUGUGCUCGCCUGGCGGUGCUGUGUGCUCGCCUGGCGGUGCUGUGUGCUCACCAGGCGGUACCGUGCGCACGCCUGUGUGCUCGCCUGGCUGUGCUGUGUGCACGCCCGGCGCUGCCGUGUGCUCGCCCGGUGCUACCUUGUGCACACCGGACGGAGCUGUGUGUUCGUUUGACGAGAAGGUGUCUGAUCCUAUUACUGAGGAGAUGGUUGAAGUAGAGUCCUUCUGUUUGGUGACUUCACAGUUUGAGGAAGUAUUUCCUGUUGAACGCUGGGGUAAGAUGUCCAAGGCUGUCCGUGUGGCGGGCUGGGUCCGUCGAUUUAUACGGAACUGUCGUGUCCCAGCUGACAGGUGCAGUCUUCCUGAUCUGACGACUCUCGAGCUAGCUGACGCGAGGCUCGAUCUGCUGCGACAGGAGCAGCGGAAGGCGUUUUCUGGAGAAUGGAGCGCGUUGGAGAAGCGCCAGUCGCUGCCGAAGGGCUCGCGCCUGAUCGGUCUCGACCCGUUUAUCGCUGACGAUAGACUUCUCAGAGUGAGGGGUCGGCUGGAGUUCUCUGACUUGAUGUACGAGGAGAAGCACCCGAUUCUGCUGCCAAAAUGUCACUUGGCUGUGCUUUUGGCAAGAGAGCAGCAUGUUCUUCUGAAACAUGCGGGUGUCUCAACGAUGAUGACUUCGCUCAGAGGAGCGUAUUGGAUCUUGGGCUUGCGCUGCAUCGCCAAGGGUGUGAAGCGCGGCUGUGUCAGCUGCCUUCGUCACGAUUCUCGACCGUUCAACGAGGAGGCGGCGCCUCUGCCGGGCUGCAGAGUGACUCAGUCCCCUCCAUUCACAGUGACUGGUGUUGAUUUUGGUGGUCCCCUGUUCAGCGUCGAUUUUCCACGGAAGAAGUUUUACGUGUGCCUGUUCACGUGUGCUGUCACGCGUGCCGUUCACCUUGAAAUGACUGACGCCCUGUCGUUACCGGCAUUCAUGCUAGCACUCAGGCGUUUUUCAGCCAGGCGCGGUCUACCAAGGAUCAUGUACUCUGACAACGCACCUACUUUCAGGGGAGCUGAUAAGCAGCUGCAGCGUGUCUACAGUCAUCUGGCGCCUGAGUGGCGCUUCAUUGUACCGCAUUCGCCGUGGUGGGGCGGAUGGUGGGAACGGCUCAUCCGUUCCGUGAAAGUGGGCCUGCGCAAGUCGCUUGGGUCACGCUGUCUGUCACGGGAUGAGCUGGAGACUGUGUUGUUAGAAGUUGAGUGUUGUGUUAACUCCCGUCCAUUGACGUUUGUUGGUGAUGGACUGGACUCGAGCCCCCCGAUCACCCCGGCGCACUUUCUGACGGGUAGAGGGACCGGGUUCUCCUCGCGGGUGGUGGAGGACCCUGCCUGUGUGAAUGCGAAGGCGCUGACUGAGAGAGCUCGUGUGUGUGAGAAGCGUCUGGCUAGAUUUUGGUCUGUCUGGUACAAGGAGUAUGUCAGGACCCUGCCGCCUUCUGUCAGAAGGUUCGGGCCUCAAGGUAAGCUGUCCGAGGGCUCCAUGGUCAUGCUGCAGGAGGAUAACGUGCCGCGCAUGAGGUGGGUACAUGGCGUCGUCACGAGACUGAUCACCGGCCGAGACGGAAAGGUGAGGUCGGCAGAAGUCCGGACUCCGUCUGGUCUAAAAACCCGUCCCAUCCAGAGGCUUUUUGACCUCGACCCGCUGUCCUCUGAGCCGUGAACCGCUCACAUUCGUCGGCGGUGUUAGACCGCAGUGUUCGUCAGCAGUGUUAGUUUGUUUUUCUCUCGUCUGCGAUUACAGGCAAGGCAGUGUUGGGCGCCGACUGUAGAUGUCGCUCUGUGUGGAAUGUGGGCCCCUGCGGAGUAAAACCGGCAGCUCUGGCGCAGCGGUCAGUGCCGGGCGGCGGCGGCGUUCUCCCCUCCCCUCCCCGUCGGGACCCAUCCGCAACAGUCCCGGCGAGAUUUGGUGUGCCUUCGCGUGAGAAGUGUAUUUGUGUUGUUACUUGUUAUUGAUUGUUGUGUUUGUUAUUACGUCGCGUACCACGGGGCUGUGAUGCUUGUGUGCCUUGUAUCGCGUUGGUGGGCGCUCCGCCGGCCGCUGCCCGCGCUCGCUGUAGCGCCGGCCAAUCGGAGGGCCGGGCCGGGCGGCUAGCCCCAGGCGCCGGCCGAACUGACCUGGGGUCGGGACUCGGAGCGGCAGUCAGUCGGCUCUCGAUCUCUGCGCGGUACGUGCCCGUCCGGACACGUGCUCUCUGAGCUCGGGCGUCGCUCCGGCGAUUUGAGGCCGUCCCAAUAAUCUAAUACUGGUGGUUCGCCCUUGUGGACGACCAUUUUGAUGCCAGUAUUCCCCCUAAAUCUAAUACGUUUGCAUCUCUACGGAGUAUGGUUUCGGCCGUUCGGUCGAACCUACUCGUAAAGUUUCCUUAGCAAUUUCCCAUAGUUAUCCUCUCUUAAUCUGGCUUAGCUCCAGUUUAACUCCGGAUAUAGCGCCGUUUCACCUCAGGGUUAACACACGACAUACAAUCGCGCACAUCAGCGGGAUGCGCUCAUGUUCGACGGCUCGAUGCGUCUGACUCGUUCUUGGAUUCGUGUUUGUCUCUGCUGGCAAGUGUCUAACCAGCUCAUGUCUUGUUCUUGAUUUGUUUUGAUUUUCGGCACGCAUGAGUAAGACUUGUGCGGAGGUUUCUCCGACAAGGUUUCGACAAUACAUUUAAGACGUGCCAAGUACAGCUUUGACCUGGCGGUCGCGGUGAUCAGUCGGCUAGUCCAUUCUCUCAAAUGAUACAGUCCACUUAAAGCUCUCCACACCCACUUCGACUGCACGUCCCCCGCCACAGUAGGGUGCCAACUCGGGCCACUCUCUGUGGACAGCGGCAGGGCCGCUCCAAGUUUCGACGUGCAGGGCGACCUUUCAACAUCAACACGGGGUAGCGGCCACGACAUAGUCCUCCGGGGGCCGGAUCACUGGGAGCAUUUCCACCAGGUUUGCUUAUAGUGAUCAAUCACCAGCAUAUAGAGAGAGAUGGGUAAGCCAGACCCCAACACAGACAUUGAGUCACUGAAGGCGAAACGCACCAAAGACCGAAGCA
Messenger RNA from Amphibalanus amphitrite, 7492 nucleotides. RefSeq lists its product as uncharacterized. The record is from RefSeq and is a predicted model, not a curated record. NCBI's taxonomy places the organism in Eukaryota, Metazoa, Arthropoda, Thecostraca, Balanomorpha, Balanidae. Gene Ontology annotation, biological process: DNA integration; proteolysis. The transcript is spliced from 2 exons. Gene Ontology annotation, molecular function: aspartic-type endopeptidase activity; nucleic acid binding; zinc ion binding. Bases 178 to 6123 code for a protein of 1981 amino acids.